Molecule: messenger RNA, 3429 nt
Organism: Labrus mixtus (cuckoo wrasse)
Lineage: Eukaryota; Metazoa; Chordata; Actinopteri; Labriformes; Labridae
Gene: pygb
Product: phosphorylase, glycogen; brain
Exons: 20
Coding region: 111-2654 (847 amino acids)
Biological process (GO): glycogen catabolic process
Cellular component (GO): cytoplasm
Molecular function (GO): pyridoxal phosphate binding; glycogen phosphorylase activity
Source: RefSeq, a predicted model, not a curated record
CUGUGAGUUGUCUUCCUGAUACCUGCAAGGUGUUUACCACUCUCUGCAGGCACAGCUCACCCACAAGUCCACUCUCUUGGCACUUCGUCCCGGCUAACUUUUGACGAAUCAUGGCAACGCCGUUGACCGACCAGGAGAAGCGGAAGCAGAUCAGUGUCCGGGGGAUUGCCGGACUCGGAGACGUAGGAGAGAUCAUGCAGAGUUUUAACCGACACCUUCACUUCACCCUGGUAAAGGACAGGAACGUAGCGACGCCUCGGGACUAUUACUUCGCCCUAGCCCACACCGUCCGGGACCACUUGGUGGGCCGCUGGAUCCGCACCCAGCAGUACUACUACGAAAAGGACCCCAAGAGGGUUUACUAUCUGUCUCUGGAGUUCUACAUGGGCAGAACGCUGCAGAACACCAUGAUCAACCUGGGCCUGCAGAACGCCUGCGAUGAGGCCAUCUAUCAGCUGGGUUUGGACAUGGAGGAGUUGGAGGAGAUUGAGGAGGACGCUGGUCUGGGUAAUGGAGGACUGGGACGACUGGCAGCGUGUUUCCUGGACUCUAUGGCGACGCUUGGCCUGGCAGCGUACGGUUACGGUAUUCGAUAUGAAUUUGGCAUCUUUAACCAGAAGAUCAGCAGCGGGUGGCAGGCGGAGGAGGCAGAUGAUUGGUUGAGGUAUGGGAAUCCCUGGGAGAAGGCGAGACCAGAGUUCAUGCUGCCGGUUCAUUUCUACGGCCGGGUGGAGAGAACAGAGAGCGAAGAGAAGUGGGUUGACACACAGGUGGUGCUAGCGAUGCCCUAUGACACUCCAGUUCCUGGUUACCGUAACAACACGGUGAACACAAUGAGACUGUGGUCGGCUAAAGCGCCAAACGACUUCAAACUGCAGGACUUUAAUGUUGGAGAUUACAUUGAAGCGGUUCUGGACAGAAACCUGGCAGAAAACAUCUCCAAAGUCCUCUACCCCAAUGACAACUUUUUCGAGGGAAAGGAGUUGCGUCUGAAGCAGGAGUACUUUGUGGUCGCGGCCACGCUGCAGGACAUCAUCCGCAGGUUCAAAUCCUCCAAGUUUGGCUGCAGAGACCCGGUGAGGACGUCCUUCGACACGUUCCCUGAUAAGGUGGCGAUCCAGCUCAACGACACCCACCCAGCUCUGGCAAUCCCUGAACUGAUGCGGAUCCUGGUAGACAUCGAGAAGCUGGACUGGGACAAGGCCUGGGACAUCACCCGUCGCACCUGUGCCUACACCAACCACACGGUGCUGCCUGAGGCGUUGGAGCGUUGGCCUGUGUUCUUGUUUGAACAACUGCUGCCCCGACACCUGCUCAUCAUCUAUGAAAUCAACCAGAGACACCUGAAACGGAUAGCGGCCAUGUUCCCCGACGACACAGAUCGUCUGCGUCGGAUGUCUCUGAUCGAGGAGGGAGACCCAAAGAGAAUCAACAUGGCUCACCUGUGUGUGGUCGGAUCUCAUGCUGUCAACGGAGUCGCUCAGAUCCACUCAGACAUCGUCAAGAGCACAGUGUUUAAAGACUUCCAUGAAGUGGAACCGGAGAAGUUUCAAAAUAAAACGAAUGGCAUCACUCCUCGCCGCUGGCUGCUACUGUGUAAUCCCGGCCUGACUGACAUCAUCGCUGAGAGAAUCGGAGAAGACUUCCUGACUGAUCUGUAUCAACUCAAGGAGAUUCUCCAGUUUGUAGACAAUGAGGCUUUCAUCAGAGACGUGGCCAAAGUCAAGCAGGAGAACAAGCUAAAGUUUGCGUCCUUCCUGCAAGACCAGACUCAGGUGAAAGUGAACCCAGAGUCCAUCUUUGACGUGCAGGUGAAGAGGAUCCACGAGUAUAAGAGGCAACUGCUCAGCUGUCUGCACGCCGUCACGCUCUACAACAGAAUCAAACUGGAGCCCAACAGAGAUUUUGUUCCCAGGACGGUGAUGAUCGGAGGAAAGGCAGCUCCUGGUUACCACAUGGCAAAGCUGAUCAUAAAACUGAUCACCUCCGUGGGUCAGGUGAUAAAUAACGACCCCGCAGUGGGAGACAAACUGAAAGUAAUCUUUCUGGAAAACUACAAAGUGUCUUUGGCUGAGAGAGUGAUCCCGGCGGCUGACCUGUCGGAGCAGAUCUCCACAGCAGGAACUGAAGCGUCUGGAACAGGAAACAUGAAGUUCAUGUUGAACGGCGCUCUAACUAUCGGCACCAUGGAUGGAGCCACUGUGGAGAUGGCCGAGGAGGCCGGGGAGGAAAACCUUUUCAUCUUUGGCAUGAGAGUGGAGGACGUGGAGGAGAUGGACAAGAAGGGGUACAAUGCCAGAGAGUACUAUGAGCGUCUGCCGGCGCUGAAACUGGCUAUGGAUCAGAUCCAGAGCGGCUUCUUCAGUCCCACACAGCCUGAACUCUUCAAAGACCUGAUCAACAUGCUGAUGAACCAUGACAGGUUUAAGGUGUUUGCUGACUUUGAAGCCUACAUCGCAUGUCAGGAACGAGUCAGCGAGCUUUACAAGAACCCCAAAGAGUGGACCAAGACGGUGAUUCGCAACAUUGCUGCCUCUGGAAAGUUCUCCAGCGACCGGACGAUCUCCCAGUAUGCCCGAGAAAUCUGGGGGGUCGAACCGUCCGACGUGAAGAUCCCACCGCCAAACGAACCACCGUCUAAGUCCAGUAACUGAGGGGCUUGAUCGCAGAGUCAAGUAUAUGAUCCACCUUCACAGCUGUUUGAAUCUGUGAACAAACUCUGUAAAGUGAAUAAUCUGUUUUCUGAGAUGCUCAUGCUCAACACAAACCUUAAAGGAAUACUUCACCCUUUGAAACAUGAAUCUGUAUUGACAUUGGAGGUUAAAAACAUCAUGAACUCUGUUUUAGUGAAAAUUCCACUGAAUCACUGGGAAUCCAUUUUACACUGUAUCAUCUGAAUGUUGAUUUUUCUUUUUACUUUCAUUCAUAAAGCUUAUGGUGCGGAUGCUGUAUUCAUGUGGGAUUAUAUUCAUAUUCGUGGUCAUUUUAGGGUCAAAAUUACACUGAAUCAACAACAAAGCUCCAUGUUGUUAUUGUUGACAGUUAGCUUUGUGUGUAAGCGCCUUUAACUACAGACUUUAAAUGAAGUUAGCUCUCAUAUUCACUCUUUUUACUCAUAUUUUAUAUUCUUACAAAAUCAUAUUUUUAAGUGCAAAUGUUUCAGAAAAAAAAUCUGUUUUCUUUUUUAAAAGUACCACUUGGACGUUGACAUGAACAGGAUCUCUUUUGGAAAUAACAAUAACUCAGACAAUAUGGAAGCAACAGAAAUCCUCGAUGUUAAAGGUUCCUGAUGUGUUAAGGUGUUUCAUUCAGAAUCAGUUUACUCUGCAUGAAUGUAAGUCUGACCUUAAAUCGUUUGUCACUUUAAAAAGUACUGUAUCUCCAGCACUUAUGCCUGUUGCUGAUCAAUAAAACAUGUUACAUUUGUAA